This is a messenger RNA of Kluyveromyces marxianus DMKU3-1042, 489 nucleotides long. RefSeq names its product Rrt8p (gene RRT8). Bases 1 to 489 code for a protein of 162 amino acids. The transcript has a single exon. Gene Ontology annotation, cellular component: lipid droplet; prospore membrane; ascospore wall. Lineage: Eukaryota; Fungi; Ascomycota; Saccharomycetes; Saccharomycetales; Saccharomycetaceae. The record is from RefSeq and is a predicted model, not a curated record.
AUGCUACUUUUAAUACCUCCUUUCCUCGUUAUUGCUGUUUUUCAAGUAAACACUUGGACGGUUUUCAUUAUGAGGCAUCUUCUAUUGAAGAACCAAACAUAUUUGGCAAGAAAAAUUGACGAAACUUAUAAGAUCGAGAUCCUAAAUUCCAUAAAGCUUAUUUCUAAGGAUGAUGAAAAUGAGUUUGAUCUUUUUGGAUUUUCAGGUAAACUAAUUCAACUGUUAAUGAUGUUAACAACUUCUUUUUUCCCUCUUGUACCCCAACUUCUAAUGAUACCAUCCAUUUCAUGGCAAUAUCUGAACGCCAUAUAUCUUCCUAAAGAGCUACCAGAUGACAGAUUUUGGAAAAAUAAGUCAUCUUUCCUAAGUUUUGGACUCAUGGCUGCUUGUCUAGAGGCUAUUCCAUUUGUUUCAGGUUUGACAUUCACCACUAAUUACUUGGGGGGCACAAUGAUGGCAGUUGAUAUGGAUGAACUCCAUUUUGCAUGA